UAUUGCAUGAGCGAUUUUGCAAAGUCAUGAAAUCCACGAAUAUCGCUUCUGCGGCCGCAUGGCCGUAGGUACAAACCUAAGAAUAAAUUGAACAUAUGUGUAGGUAGUUAGAGCAAUUUUAUUAUAAAUGGCAAUUUUCUCCUCUCGUUCCCGGUCUACGACACGCUUUCAGCAGGCCCCACGUUGAAUGAACUUGAAUGAAAUAUGCAUACGCGCGCACAUGUGUGCCGCGAGUCUUCAUUGAUUCGUGCGACGGUUGCUCUUGUUAGCUGACUGCCGAGUAACGUAGGAAGCUCAUGUUCGUUGUCAUCCAACCGUGAGCCAGAAAUCGCUGCGAAGCUGUCAGCAUUAUCUAGCUAAGAGCAGGAAGCCAUUACGUUUACCGACGUCUGACUCGACCCGCUGGCAGCCACCGUCGUUGCUAGCGGUGAAUUCUAUUCUGGAACUCAUUCUCAGUCGUUGAUUGCUGGUUGCCAUGACGGUCGGAGUCAUGGCUGUGAUCAAAACACAAACAAAUUGUAAACCCACUAAAGUCUACUCGAGUCGACUGCGAUUUGAAGUGCCACGUGUUUACGCUAGUAACAUCGAAAUCGCAGAUGGUUUUUUAAAAUUUUCUUCAGCUGUCACUCACCACGUGCGUGUUGGAGUCAAUCGCCGACGAUGCCAAAACGUGACAAUAGCAUUGACAAGUAUACCAGAGAAAAGGAUUUCAGUCGCAGAAAAUGAACUGGAACCAGUGCACAAACCAUUACGUUACAGGCGGUUUCACAGGACAAGACGUCAUCCAAAAGUCAACGGUGAAUUUGAAGAAUUAAUUGAUAAAAAUGGAAAUAAUAAUGAUAGCGUUGCUCUGCCUAAGAAAAAUAGCAGGCAUAAUGUUCAAAAGAAAAUUGACAAAUUAGCUGAGGAAAAUCGGAUAUUGACGAUGAAACUGGAAAGUUCUCAUAUAAAUCCUGAAACUAUUGCGGAAUUGAAAGAAAAAGAUUCCUUAAUGUCAAAAAUUUGCAACAAAUACCAUAAGUUGUUAAAAAAUCAUGACAGUCUACAACAAGAAUAUGAGAAAUUAAAUGCUCUUUUGGCAGAGCGUGAAACGGAAUACCAUCAAUUACAUAUACAUCACAAGGAAUUUAUAGAAGCUUUACAAAAAGCAGAAAAAAACAAUUCCAAUCUUCUAACAUUUAAUCAAAGAUGCAAGGCUGAAAAUGUUCAGCUGAACGAAGAUGUACUACUUCUUAAGCAUGUCAUAUACAGAUUGAAUGCAGAGCUUGAAAGAUAUCAAGAUAAAUUAAAGGAAUCUGGACAAAGUGUUCUAUCUAAAAAUAUUAGUGACAUAUUAGAUUCUAAGAGACCGACAGAUGAUAUUAAAACGAUAUCAGAGUCAUGGGGUUCUGUGAAUAUUCAUGCAUUAGGUCCGCUUUUAGACGCUUAUCAAGAGAGCCUGUUGGAGAAACAAGAGCUUGUAAAUAAGUACGAAGAGGACAUCGCAAAUUUUAGUAGCAGAUGCAAGGAAGUUAUCAUGGAGAAUGAAUGCAUGCAGAAUGAAAUGGAGAAAUUGAAAUCGAAGUGUGCCAGGUAUGCGGAUGAAAUCAAGAUGAUAUCCGAGGAUGCCGACUUGCUCAAGGAAUUAAACGAGUGUUAUACGAAACAGACUGCUCAUCAAAAGCAAAAGAUACACGAGAUCCAUUCGUUGUACGAGCAGAAAGUGGAGGUGAUGUCAUUUGACAAUAACAGACUUCACGAACAAUAUCUUGCUUCAAAGACUGAAUUAAGUAAUCUCCAAGGGAAAUAUGAUAUUCUUAACAAGGAGUAUGAAAAGUUGCAAAAUGACAAUACAAAAACGAUACCCAUCCAUGUUCACAACGCUACCGUCGAGGAAUGUAAAGAUCUCUUUGAGAAGCUGAAGCGUCAAUAUGAAACUGAGAGGGAAAAAUUAUCAACUCGUAUUAGAGAAUUGGAAGAAUCUUACGGUCAAAGUAAAACGCAAUUGAAUGUAGUCACAAUAGAAAGAAAUCAAUUGAAAACAUUGAAUAAAAGCUUUGAGAAACGCUUGAAGCGUAUGCAACGAAAACUAGAGCAUUUUCAGAAAAUUGUCCAUUCCAUGCAAAUAUCUCGAGAUUCUUUCAAGAAACAGUUAAGGAAGACAACAGUGUAUUGCGAAGAGCUGUUCAGCGAAUAUGAAAGGAUGGCCGCCGAACGGGAUAAAUUAGUUACACUUUUACAUGAAACGGAAAAUGAGAAUGCAAGUAUUCAUUUUCUCGGGGAUACUAUUACUCAACGAGUAGGUCACUUAAAGGAACAAUUAAAGAUCAUACACGAAGGUGCGAAGCAACAAUUAGCAUUGGCGGAGAAAAAUAUGAAAGUGCAACAAGUCGGAGUGCACCGGAUGAAGGACGAAUAUCAUCGAGAGGUGCAACGUUUCAAGCAUUUACUGAAGCAAAAAGAGGAAACGAUCGGACGACUGCAGAAAGAGAUCAGCGCGACUCGCGAGAACUUGGAACUCGUUUGGAAAGUAACUGCUACGGACAAUAAGAAAAUUAAAGGAGCGCUGAAAAACGCAAAGAUUCAGCACGUUUAGCAGAGCUUAUAAAUUAUCUACGAUGGAAGUGUGCAAUAAAUAUAAAUAAAUUCCGUCCUAAUAUGCAAAAAGCGUGAUAAAAAAGGAUUACCGCCGGUGUAAAAUUUCCUAACGCUUAACUUAGAGAUGUCUCAUCGGCUAUAAACGGAAACUAGUCAUUGUACAAUAUAUAUGUAGCAUAAAUACGUGGAAACUAA
Pogonomyrmex barbatus (red harvester ant) is the source of this 2772-nucleotide messenger RNA. RefSeq names its product Centrosomal protein 89kDa. Lineage: Eukaryota; Metazoa; Arthropoda; Insecta; Hymenoptera; Formicidae. Gene Ontology annotation, cellular component: ciliary transition fiber; centriole. Gene Ontology annotation, biological process: chemical synaptic transmission; mitochondrion organization; cilium assembly. The record is from RefSeq and is a predicted model, not a curated record.